AUGUUAGAUCCAGGUGGUGAAUUAGUGCCACCACAGUCUUCACCUACCAAUUCUUCCAUCUCCUCCUCUGAUCUUGACACUCAGUCUACUGGAUCAUUCUUCCAUGACAGAAGCACCACACUAGGCACUCUCAUGGGGCUCACCUUCCCAGCUAUCACCUUCAGAGCCACACCUCAGAACACUGACUCACCUUCCGCCACUGCCACCGCCGUAAAGUCUAAGAGGAGUAUGAAUUCCAACGCGGCGGAUUUCGUGGUUGCCAAGCGCCGGAAGAGGUGGUGGCAAUUUUGCAGUGACGGCGAUUCAAGGUCGGCUUCGUUGGGUGAGUUUCUGGAAGUUGAAAGGCGUUUCGGCGAUGCUGCUUUUUAUGAUACGCCUGCGGAGUUUGAAGGAUUGGUGGUAGAUUCACUGCAACAGAGGAACAGCGGGAGGGCGUUGUUUGCAGACGGGAGAAUUCUUCCACCGUCCGUUGUUGAUGAAAGAUCGUCGACCGCGGGAAGUCUUUGUAGUAGAUUUCCGGUUUCGCUGACCGGGAUCUGUAGCAGUGGUGGUGGAUGA
Messenger RNA from Lathyrus sativus (Indian pea), 558 nucleotides. Lineage: Eukaryota; Viridiplantae; Streptophyta; Magnoliopsida; Fabales; Fabaceae. The record is from the annotation of a GenBank genome assembly.